Messenger RNA from Xyrichtys novacula (pearly razorfish), 2962 nucleotides. The record is from the annotation of a GenBank genome assembly. Lineage: Eukaryota; Metazoa; Chordata; Actinopteri; Labriformes; Labridae.
AGUGACACGUAUUCGCUCACUGCGGUCUAGCACAGCUCAAACUGAACAAGACAGAGACAAACUCCUUUCACGCAUCCAUUUCGGAAAUUUUUGGUGUCAAACACAACCCAAAAGAGUCAAUGCCGGCUGCCGUCCCCUGACCUGCCUCACGACGCAGUUCACGGUGCUUCGAAAAAUCAUCAGAGUGAGACCUCGCUUUACGGUUAAGCUCAGUGGUCUCAGUUUGUCUGCAUGGCGGUGAUAAUCCGUUGUGUUGCCAUUAAAGCGCACGUUUUUAGCGGUCGUGUGUGGAGGUGAGGAGAUGUUAGACUUCAAUACAAGUCCAAAUACCUAGACAUUUAGUAAAAUAGUCAGAAUGACACCUUUGCUCUUUGGAUUCUUCUCUGAUAGCUGUCUUUGUUAGCGUGUCAUGCCUCUUAGUUUCUUUGUUUUGGUCACUGUUAGAGAAAGUGUGGCUGUCUAAACACAGACCGGAUGUUGUGGUCGCUGAAGGGACCUUAUCAGUGGUUAAAAAUUAAAGUAGACUAAGGUUUCUUUCUUAGUGCAUUAUACGAAGGUAAACUGUUUUUGAGGACAUCUUGAAUGUGUUUUACAAGAGAAACAGUGUCUCCUCCAGUCUUGUUUAUUUCAGAAGCCAUUGAUCAACAAGAUUCAGAUAAAUAUUAACUUUGACUUCCUGUUACUUGACCCCUCCUAUCCAGCCCACUCUCCAUUCAGAGGGUCAAUUCCAUCUCUGUUCAAAGAUUGUUUGCAGCUGACCGCCUGUGUGUCAGACGAAGAGCACUGAACAGCAAGUACUUCAGUUCAUCCACCUCACAUUUAGCUACAGGUUGGUGUUGUAAAUUAUACCACCAUUUUCUCUAAUGUUGCAUCAAGAGAAAUGUAAUCUGAUGUAUAAGGGCUGUCAUGACUUUGUUGUGUUCCUCUUCUUUCACUCUUACCUUCACUCCACAGUCUCCACAAUGAGAAAAAAGCUGCUGGCAGAUGUGGACUGUGGGACAGACGAUGCUCAGGCCAUCAUGAUGGCGCUCGCUGACCCAAAUGUGGAGCUGCUGGGGGUCACUUGUGUCCAUGGAAACACCACUGUUGAGAAUGUGUGCAAGAAUACGCUGAGAGUUCUGCAAGCCUGCAAUAAACUAGAGGUGGGUGCGGCACUGUACGUUAUUGAUAGUUAUCUAUGACCUUAUCCAGCCCCUUGGUAAACAUUGUGUCUUUCUCUGUUGGCUUGAGUUUUACAAGGAAUUUAUUGGAGUUAUGUAACAAAUUAGGGGGCCAGACAGUGAGUUGUUGUUCCUGAAGUCACAUGAUGUGAAGCAGGAACAUGAGAAAUUACACAACCACAUUGAGCUCUGUUGGACUUACAUGUCACGUUGGAUCAGACGCCAUCCUCUCUACACGUUCCAGAUUCCAGUGUUUAAAGGAGCUGAUAAGCCCAUCCUGGGGAACGCCAUUGAUGCGGGACACUUCCACGGACUGGACGGGUUGGGAGAUGCUCCAUGCCCCAACCCUCCCAGCCAGGACCUGGUUCAGGAAGAGAGUGCUGUGUCUGCCAUGAUCAGGAUUGUCAAUGAAAACCCAGGAGAGGUAAAAGAUACAGAUAAAGACACAGCUCUCUCUCGGUCUGUUGUCAUCUGAAAGGUUUUUGAGUCUGAGUGCUCUCCCCAGGUGUCUCUUGUUGCCACGGCACCGCUUACCAACCUGGCUCUGGCUGUGAGGAUGGAUCCAUCCCUACCCAGCAAACUCCGGGGCCUCUACAUCAUGGGAGGCAACACUGAUUGUCAGUCAAAUUUUUUAUCCAGACAAGAUAAACCAAAAGUUUUAUUGUAUCUUAUCUCCUUUGAGGGUUGCUCUAAACAGGUAACCAGCAGUUUGAUCUGAUUUACUCCCUCAGCUCGAGGAAACACCACAGUGUGUGCUGAGUUUAAUUUUGCUGCUGAUCCAGAAGCUGCAUACAUCGUGUUGAAGGAUUAUUGCUGUCCCACUUACCUGGCCUGCUGGGAGUUUACCUGCCACAGCAAGCUGUCCUGGGUACGAAUUCUUUUGCAUUUUGUAACUGAGAAAUUUUAUUUCCAUUUAUUAAUACAGACUUUGGAGAUAUCUGAUGAGAAGAAUCAGGUCCUGUAAUUACUCAAUCUGGCACUUUUAAAACAAAUGCUCCCUGUUCUCCUAUCUGCCUGAUACUUGGUACUGCUGUUACACAUGUUGAGGAUACAGCUUUUUUCAAAUCCAGCCCCUCUAAAUAAUUUGAAUAAUCCUGUGAGUUACAGCUGCUGUUUACUCUUUUCCUUUCUUUGACAGGAGUUUUGUGAUGCCUGGUUGGCCCAGGACACAGACAAGGCCCGCUUCAUGGCUCGGAUCUUUCGCCACAGCAUCGAGGCUUCACGAAGCGAACGCUGCGAGAAAGAGUUUGUUGCUGGCACAGGGUUUGUUUCCUGUGACUCGUACGCCAUGGCGGCUGCUAUGGAUGAUUCAUUCAUCUUGGAAUAUGACGAGUAUCCUGUUAGCGUGGAGCUGACAGGCACACAUACCCGGGGCAUGAUGGUCAUGGAUACUGUGGGGUUCCUGAAGGGGAAGGAGGCGCCUAAGAAGGCUUUUAUCAUGAAGAAGGUGGAUAUGAAGAAGUUUGAGCAGAUGAUGAUGGCUGCUUUAAAAUAACAGCAGUGAACAUGCUAAAGAGCCAUGAGUGAGAAACUUCCUGUCUGCAGAUCUGGGCUGAACAUAAGUGUUCAUUUGUUGUUCUUUGGCCCCUUUGUUUUUUUAUUUCAAGAGCAUUUUUGUCAUUUUUAUAAUGACAACAAAUAGAUACUGUGUAUUUGUAGUAUCUUGUAGUGAACACUUAAAAUGAAGCUAAUUUUUUAAAUCCUAUGACUCACUACUGUACAUACAAACCCUAAUCAUAUGAUGUCACCGUCACACAGCUUUUUUAAUGUUCAAUAAACAAUAAAAUGUUUUAACAAAAGAA